GGAAUUGGGAAAGCGACAGCGCUGGAGUUGGCCCGGAGAGGAGCUCGUGUUAUUCUGGCGUGCCGCAACAAAGAACGAGCAGAAUCAGCUGUCUAUGACAUCCAGAGGGAAAGUGGAAACAAGGAGGUCCUCUUCAUGAGGCUGGAUCUGGCCAACCUGAGUUCAGUGCGAUCAUUUGCAGAUGCAUUCUUGAGAUCUGAGCCGCGCCUCGACAUUCUGAUCAACAAUGCGGGUGUUGAGUAUGGGGGCACAAGCGCCGAAGGCUUCAAUUUGGCUUUCCAGGUUAACCACCUAAGUCACUUCCUGCUCACUCACCUCCUCUUGGAUCGGUUGAAGCGCUGUGCUCCUAGCCGUGUGGUGGUGCUGGCAUCUAUAGUACACAGAAUGGGAAAGAUUGACUUCCAGAACAUUCACAAGCCGGUAGAUGGGCAGUGGAAGUUUUUCCAGGCCUACUGCAACAGCAAAUUGGCCAAUUUUUUGUACACUCGAGAGUUGGCUAAGAGACUGGAAGGGACCAGCGUUACCUGCUAUGCAGUUCACCCAGGGUUUGUUCACACAUAUAUCAUUCACCACAGUCCCAUCUGGCUGAGGCUAGUACUGCAGGCUGGAAGCUCGCUCUUCUUCCGUGAUCCUAUGAAUGGAGCUCAGACUUCUGUCUAUUGUGCCACUCAGGAGGGGAUUGAGGUGUUUACUGGCCACUAUUUUGCCAACUGCCAGCUUCAAGAACCCUAUCCCAAUGCCCGUGAUGAUGCCCUUGCCAAGAGGCUUUGGGAGUUCACGGAGAAAAUGUUGGGACUCACGGAGUAA
Eublepharis macularius is the source of this 807-nucleotide messenger RNA. Its product is annotated as dehydrogenase/reductase SDR family member 13-like. The record is from RefSeq and is a predicted model, not a curated record. The transcript is spliced from 4 exons. Lineage: Eukaryota; Metazoa; Chordata; Lepidosauria; Squamata; Eublepharidae. The coding region runs from base 136 to 807 and encodes 223 amino acids.